CACAAAAAACAAACAAACAAACAAAAACAAACAAAAAAAAGUGGAUAUAGAGGGCCCAGAUUCCAAUUGUCAGACAGCAGGGUCUGUCUGAUGCCCAGGACCCUGAGCCUAGUCCCAAACAGACAGAUGAUCCUCAGCCAGCUGAGUCUGCUCAGUGGGGUCUGGCUGCCCACAAGCUCAGGGAGGCCUGGACGGUGGGUACCCCCACCUCAGCCCCGGGCUGCUGCCAGUCAGAUCCAGGCUCCAGGUCAAGGGUCCCCAGCUUUCCCAGUGCCAUCCUUUUCCUCUGUCCUUGGCAGCUGGAAGGUCUUCUUGGGCCUCCCGAAAACUGGGCAUCUGAGGAUAGGCGGGCUGCAGCGUGGGCAGGACGUGGCUGUCACUGUGUCUCUGCCACUAGACCCAUGUUCAGAGAUGUUGAAUAAUUUGCUCUACACACAGCCAGCAGAUGGCAGAGUCAGGAUUCGAGUCCAGGCAUCCAUGCCUGUCAAGGUACAAUGGAAUCUCUGGCUCCAGACUCCACUGCCAGAGACUCCACUCAUCUCUGUGUCUCUGCCCUCAGAUGCUCUCCUAGGUUGCAUGGCUGUCCACCUCUGCAAACUUCUCUACUUUGGCCACGGCUCCUUCUACAUCCCCAGCUCAGACCGUGAGCAGCUCAUCCUCUGCAAGAGCUGUGUGUCCACUUGCAAGCAUUGGGCAACUGUGGUCCUCUGGUGUCGGGCAGUCAGCCUAGCCUCCCGUCAGUGGGUGAAGAUGUCCACUGUGCUGAUUGAGGGGUGUCAGUGCAGCCCAAAGGCAUGAGCUGAGCAUCAUGGGUAAAUACAUAGAUGCACGCACCUGGAAGAGAUGGGGGAAGUCAGGCCGACCUGGACCACGCACACUGGGUCAAGAGACCAGGAUUGCAAGGACUGCCAGACAGAUUGCCAGUGUCCUCACCCUGCUCCCAGGGACACCAGGCACAGCCCCAGCCCUGGGGGAGGGUGCUCUCAUAGUCUGAGCACACUUAUUGAGCACACACUCUUUGCCAGGCCCUGCUCUGAGUGGUUGCACUUACUAACUUGUGUCAUCCUCAAAGCAGCUCCAUGACACAGAGGUUUGUAUCAUCCCAUUUUAUGGAAAAGGAAACUGAGGCCCCAAGAAGUGAAGUCACCCACUCAGAGUCACACCACUGUAUGUGGCAGAGCCAGCAUUCCAACUCAAGCCAUGGUG
Molecule: messenger RNA, 1206 nt
Organism: Sus scrofa (pig)
Lineage: Eukaryota; Metazoa; Chordata; Mammalia; Artiodactyla; Suidae
Source: RefSeq, a predicted model, not a curated record